Messenger RNA from Rana temporaria (common frog), 2675 nucleotides. RefSeq names its product major facilitator superfamily domain containing 14A (gene SLC71A1). NCBI's taxonomy places the organism in Eukaryota, Metazoa, Chordata, Amphibia, Anura, Ranidae. Gene Ontology annotation, cellular component: membrane. The record is from RefSeq and is a predicted model, not a curated record. The transcript has 13 exons. The coding region runs from base 479 to 1948 and encodes 489 amino acids. Gene Ontology annotation, molecular function: transmembrane transporter activity. Gene Ontology annotation, biological process: transmembrane transport.
AGCACUGACAGGAGAAGCAGCAGGUGAAUAGUGACCUGGACAGACCAUUACACACAAUGGAGCUGACACAGAGCCCGGAUGUAUAGGAGGAGGAGGACCUGUCUGUAUGGUGUGUGUGGAGAAGACUAUCAUUGUGUGCGCUGAUCACAUCCACAGCGGUGUGUGCUGAAGGCAGGAAGCUGCUAUGACACCUUCUAGAUCCGGGAACACCAAGUAGAGUCUUCAGCAGAAACUUUGUACAGGGAGAGAGGGUCAGUGCUUUAUUAUCUAUGACCCCCAACUGAGGAGGACUUCCAUUCAUCUCCUCUUCUGUCACUAUGGGGGAUCUCCCCACCAGGAGCUCGGCAAGAAGGAUACAUUGACACAUCAGGGGGUCUUAUAUUUCAUAACAUUAUGACCACCCUCCAUAAACCUGGCCAGGUAUGGACUCCACUACACCUCUUAAGGCAGAUGUUGAAAGGGCAACGGUGAUGUAAAAAUGACUCAGGGGAAGAAAAAGAAGAGGGUGAACCGUAGUGUGCUCCUUGCCAAAAAAAUCAUCAUUAAAGAUGGUGGCACGCCUCAGGGGUUUGGUUCUCCCAGCGUGUAUCAUGCUGUCAUUGUGAUCUUCCUCGAGUUCUUUGCCUGGGGCUUGCUUACUGCUCCAACAUUGGUGGUGUUGCAUGAGACAUUCCCUAAGCAUACCUUCCUUAUGAAUGGCCUCAUCCAGGGAGUAAAGGGUUUGUUGUCCUUCCUUAGUGCCCCUUUGAUAGGAGCAUUGUCUGAUGUCUGGGGAAGAAAGUCCUUCUUGCUGCUAACAGUGUUCUUCACAUGUGCUCCUAUUCCACUCAUGAAGAUCAGCCCAUGGUGGUACUUUGCGGUGAUAUCUGUGUCAGGAGUGUUUGCUGUCACCUUCUCUGUGGUAUUUGCUUAUGUGGCUGACAUAACACAGGAACAUGAAAGAAGCAUGGCAUAUGGACUGGUGUCUGCCACAUUUGCUGCUAGUCUUGUCACUAGUCCGGCCAUUGGAGCUUACCUCAGUCAUGCAUAUGGAGACUCCCUUGUGGUGCUAUUAGCAACGGCAAUAGCGUUGCUUGACAUCUGUUUCAUCUUGGUGGCUGUUCCAGAGUCGCUCCCGGAGAAAAUGAGGCCUGCAUCAUGGGGUGCCCCAAUUUCAUGGGAGCAAGCGGACCCUUUUGCAUCUCUGAAGAAGGUCGGCCAGGAUUCCAUUGUGUUGCUUAUCUGUAUCACAGUGUUCCUCUCCUACCUCCCUGAGGCUGGACAGUAUUCCAGCUUUUUUCUGUACCUCAGACAGAUAAUGAAAUUUUCCCCUGAAAGUGUGACUGCUUUCAUAGCGGUGCUGGGAAUACUGUCUAUUGUUGCUCAGACCAUUGUCUUGAGCUUUCUCAUGAGGUCAAUUGGAAACAAAAAUACCAUUCUCCUGGGUCUGGGAUUCCAAAUAUUGCAGUUGGCCUGGUAUGGAUUUGGAUCAGAACCUUGGAUGAUGUGGGCUGCUGGCGCUGUGGCAGCCAUGUCCAGUAUUACAUUCCCUGCAGUGAGUGCUCUGGUGUCUCGAACUGCUGAUGCUGACCAACAAGGUGUUGUGCAAGGAAUGAUAACAGGAAUUCGAGGGCUGUGCAACGGCCUUGGACCUGCUUUAUACGGUUUUAUAUUUUACAUCUUUCAUGUGGAGUUUGAUGAAAACCCGAUUAAAGAGGAAAGCCCAGGCCAAGACAAAAUGUCCACUACACAUUUACAACAGAAUUCAAUCAUCCCUGGGCCUCCCUUCCUGUUUGGAGCGUGCUCUGUUCUUCUAGCCUUGCUCGUAGCUUUGUUUAUCCCAGAACACACCAACCUGAACAUGCGCAACGGCAACUGGAAAAAGCAUGGAACAGGGCACAGCCACCCCCACAGUCCGCCAGCACCUGGUGAAGGCAAGGAGCCUCUUUUACAGGACACAAAUGUAUGACAAGUGCUUGAAAGACAAUGACAGGCUUCUGCUGCUCAUGUAGUUGCAUUCCACUCAGUUAGAAACUGAGAUACCUGCAGGAUCAAUUUCUACUCCAAUGGAAUGAAUGGGCUCUCCGGUGAAGGACCAACCUUGGGCCCUUUCUACUGUAGAGAUGUGAAUUCUGCUGCCUCUAUUCUAGCAGGCAAGUCUCCAGCCUACUUACAGCCUGAUUGAGACAAUCAGCGUGUGUUCUACCUUCUGAGUGCCAGGUUAUUGCAACUCACAGAUCUGAAAAUAUAGAUGUAUUUGGUGGACUUGGACAUACAGCAGGCUUACCCUGCUGGCAUGGGACAAGAAACAUGAUCCUUGCAUUUGAAUUGCCUCCAGCAGUUUUUCAUUAGCCAAAGUGUUUUCUUUUGCUUUAUUCAUUACAGUGCCCUCCCCUCUUUCUCUGAUGCUUGCCUGUGUAUCUUCCUCUCUAUGUAAUGAUAGCUCAAUAGAGCAGAUUGUAUGUUACAAAACAUACAUCAUGUAACGGUAAUGACUGAACUAUUUUAGCCCUGCCCCAGUUUUAGAAUACUAUAGCACAGUUGAAGUAACUUUGCUAUGUAAAUCACCAAGCCUUAAUUACUACUUGCAACAUGUGAUAGACUGUCCUGUGUUGUAAGAAAAACUAGAUAUUCAUCAUUUGUACUGUAUAUUUGAAGUGGAGUUCAGCAGCUUUAGAGCCACAUGAUUUUAUUAA